Colias croceus (clouded yellow) is the source of this 396-nucleotide messenger RNA. RefSeq names its product tubulin-specific chaperone A (gene Tbca). Bases 48 to 386 code for a protein of 112 amino acids. The record is from RefSeq and is a predicted model, not a curated record. Gene Ontology annotation, biological process: tubulin complex assembly; post-chaperonin tubulin folding pathway. Gene Ontology annotation, molecular function: beta-tubulin binding. Lineage: Eukaryota; Metazoa; Arthropoda; Insecta; Lepidoptera; Pieridae. Gene Ontology annotation, cellular component: microtubule cytoskeleton; cytosol. The transcript has 2 exons.
CAAAAACGACCAACCGACCAACGACCGUGAGCAAACUGUGAGCAACAAUGGCAGAUCCCCGCAUCAGGCAAAUAAAAAUUAAGACUGGCGUUGUAAAACGCAUUGCUAAGGAAAAAGUCGUUUACGAAAAGGAGGCCGAGCAGCAAAGGAAUAGGGUACAAAGAAUAAAAGACGAGGGUCAAGACGAACAUAAUAUUCGGAAGCAGGAGGAAGUUCUUCAGGAGUCUCUUAUGAUGGUCCCUGACUGUCAGAGACGACUUAUGAAAGCUUAUGCAGACCUGAAAUCAAUCCUGGAAACAGAGCAGGACCUAAAAGAAAACGAAGAUUACCAAUUAGCCGAGCAGGUGCUCAAAGACGCUGAAAGUCAGCUGCCUGAAUCAACCUAAACUUAGCUUU